UGGCGAAGUAGAACGUGUUUUCCGACGGCUCCGAAAUGGCUUUGGUUUUGCUGUUGCUAAUCGGAUUAGGCACACUUAUCUUCUGGCUCUAUAGACUAAAUAAGGAAUACUAUGUGCUGGCGUUCUUUGCCAAGCGAGUGCGCACUAAGGAUGGACGACCCGUGGAGAGUAUAGCUCCCACAAUUGAGGGACGCACUAUAUUUGGCAAUUCUUUUGACAUGUAUGGCUUGGAGGAUGUUGAAGUGUUUACUCAACGCCACAAUCGCGCCGUGAAAAUGGGCUGCAACUUCUUGGAGUACAUAAAGGGCUUGGCUGUUUACAAUGUGGUCGAUGCGGACACCUUUGAAUCAAUACUGAACGAUAAGGAUUUGAUAACCAAGGGCAUUGUAUACGAUUUUGUGCACUCGGUGCUUCGAUUAGGCCUGCUGACAUCCACAGGUCAGAAAUGGCACGCAGGACGCAAAUUGCUCACGCCGACCUUCCACUUCAAUAUCUUGAGUCAGUUUAAUGAGGUUUUCAAAGCUGAGAGUUUGAAGUUCGUGCAGCAAUUCGAAGGCAAUGCGGAGAGUAUCGUUUCUCUAACCGAACUCAUACCCAGAUUUACGCUCAACAGCAUUUGUGAGACAGCCAUGGGCAUCAAGCUGGAUGAUAUGGCUGCUAAGGGCGAUCGCUAUCGAGAGAACUUUGGCAUGAUCGAGAAGAGAUUUAUAAAACGCAUGGGUAAUCCUCUUUUCUGGAACGACACCAUCUAUAAUCUAUUCGGACCCAGCGACGAAAAGAGAUUUUUAAAGGAAAUCCAUGAUUUCUCUAGCGAAAUUAUAGCCAAGCGCAGAGAACUAUUCGCACAGGAAAUUAAGGAUAAGAAAGGCUCUGAUCCAGAAGAGGAUGAUAUCUACAUCAAAAAGAAACAACGAUUUGCUAUGCUGGAUACUCUAAUCAUGGCCGAAAAGAAUGGAUUAAUCAAUCACGAGGGCAUUUGCGAGCAGGUGGACACACUCAUGUUCGCAGGUUUUGAUACCACUUCCCUUGCGCUCAUAUUUGGGCUAAUGAACUUGGGCGUAUAUCAGGAUCAACAGGAGCUGUGCUAUCAGGAGAUAUGCGAGCAUAUAGCUGAUGACUUUAGUAAUUUGGAUGUGAAUCAGCUGUCGAAACUGAAGUAUUUGGAAUGUUUUAUUAAGGAAACGCUGCGCCUUUAUCCAUCAGCUCCCUCUAUUAGUCGACAAACAACCAAGGAUACUGAGCUGUCAAAUGGUCUGAUUUUACCGCCACGUGCCCAAAUCGUAUUGAACAUUUAUGAGCUGCAUCGCAAUCCCAAGUACUGGAGCUCUCCGCUAGAAUUUCAGCCCGAACGCUUUCUGCCCGAGAACAGCAAAGGCCGUCAUACCUAUGCCUUUGUGCCCUUCAGUGCAGGUCAACGCAAUUGCAUAGGUCAAAAGUAUGCGAUGCUCGAGAUAAAGACCUUGAUGUGCGUUGUACUUAGGAAAUUCCAAAUUUUACCGAUUGUUAAGCCCGAGGAUUUAGUGUUCAGCUCGGGUAUUACAAUAGGUUGCAAAACUAAUGUUAAGGUCAAACUAGUUAAGCGUAGCUAGGCAUUCAAAUUUAAUUUUUUAUUAUGAAUAGUGUUUAAUUGAGAUACUAUAACA
Drosophila navojoa is the source of this 1643-nucleotide messenger RNA. RefSeq names its product cytochrome P450 4p1-like. The record is from RefSeq and is a predicted model, not a curated record. Gene Ontology annotation, molecular function: iron ion binding; oxidoreductase activity, acting on paired donors, with incorporation or reduction of molecular oxygen; heme binding. NCBI's taxonomy places the organism in Eukaryota, Metazoa, Arthropoda, Insecta, Diptera, Drosophilidae.